CCCCCUACACACACACACACGCACUCACACACGCACGCACACACCCUUCCCCCCGCCCCCGCACACACACACAUACACACACACACACAACUGAGAGGCCUUAUAUCCCCCCCCCCCCAGCUCCGAGCAUCCCGCCAGCCCAGCACCCCCAUGGACUGAAUGAAGACUGCCUACACCGCCUAUCGAUGCCUCACCAAAGAGCUGGAUGCUUGCGCCAUGAACCCGGAGAUGACAAUGGACAGUCUGGGCAGUUUGCAUGGGGCAGCCAGCCAUGAGCAGGAUCUGCUGGGCACCCCCAGCCCGCACCACCCCAGCCGCAGCGCCGGAUCGCUACGGGUCCAUCCUCCUCCUUCGCACCAGGACUUAGCUUCUGCCUCUUCCCGCUCGGCCAUGGUGUCCAGCAUGGCUUCCCUGCUAGACGGGGCAGGGGAUUACCGCCCGGAGCUGUCCAUCCCCCUCCAUCAUGCCAUGAGCAUGCCCUGUGACUCCUCGCCCCCUGGCAUGGGCAUGAGCAGCACCUACACCACUCUGACUCCACUCCAGCCCCUGCCGCCCAUCUCCACCGUCUCCGACAAGUUCCACCACCCGCACCACCACCCCCAUGCCCACCACCACCAUCACCACCACCACCACCAGCGCCUCUCCGGCAAUGUCAGCGGGAGCUUCACCCUGAUGAGGGACGAGAGGGGUCUGCCGGCCAUGAACAACCUCUACAGCCCCUACAAGGAGAUGUCCGGCAUGGGGCAGAGCCUGUCCCCCUUGGCUGGCACCCCCCUGGGCAACGGAUUGGGGUCCAUCCACAACACCCAGCAGAGCCUCCAUAACUAUGGACCCCCCAGCCACGACAAGAUGCUCAGCCCCAACUUUGAUGCCCACACUGCCAUGCUGGCCAGGGGUGAGCAGCACCUCUCCCGGGGGCUGGCUACCCCCCCUGCGGCCAUGAUGUCCCACUUAACCGGUAUGCACCAUCCUGGACACCCUGGCCAUGCUCAGCCUCACGGGCCCGUGUUGGCUUCCAGCCGGGAAAGGCCGCCCUCCUCCUCUGGAUCUCAAGUUAACAACUCUGGGCAGUUAGAAGAGAUCAACACCAAAGAAGUGGCCCAAAGGAUCACUGCAGAGCUGAAGCGCUAUAGCAUCCCCCAGGCGAUCUUUGCCCAGAGGGUGCUGUGCCGUUCUCAGGGGACCCUUUCAGACCUUCUAAGGAACCCUAAACCUUGGAGUAAGCUGAAAUCUGGCAGGGAGACGUUCAGGAGAAUGUGGAAAUGGCUGCAGGAACCCGAGUUCCAGAGAAUGUCAGCCUUAAGACUUGCAGCAUGCAAACGCAAAGAACAAGAACCGAAUAAAGACAGGAACAAUUCCCAGAAGAAAUCUCGUCUGGUUUUCACCGAUCUCCAGCGCAGAACACUUUUUGCCAUCUUCAAAGAGAACAAACGUCCAUCCAAAGAAAUGCAGAUCACCAUCUCCCAACAGCUGGGCUUGGAACUUACCACUGUCAGUAACUUCUUCAUGAACGCUAGGAGACGCAGCCUUGAGAAAUGGCAGGAUGAUUUGAGUACAGGGGGAUCCUCUUCAGCCUCCAGCACUUGUACCAAAGCAUGAUUGAAGAAAGGAAUCUAAAUUAGGCACAACUCAACCAUAAAAAAGAGAAAAAAAGAAUGAAAGGAAAGAAAAAGUAUGGAUUCUGAGUGGGGCCCUUCACUGGUGAUUUGAAAGCACAAUUCUCUUGGAAAGUAAUUCUAGUCUAGUUGUAAACAUAGGACACUUUUUUAAUGGCUAUUUAGUCAGUUUUAGAAGACGCAAAUCACAAAUUAAUCUCUUUCUAUAUAGUAUUACAUUCAAGACAGGCUAAGCAUAUCCAAAAUAUAAGUGGGUCAUUCAUGACAUAAAUUUUUCCUGAGAGCCAAUGAAGACUUCAACUAUGGACCAGCAUUUAAGGCGAUGGGAGUACUGCAGGAUUGCCCAGAGUUGGUAGCUAAACAGAAAUGCAAACAUGUCUGACCUACUUUGUUUUCCAAAUGCUUAGGCUUGCCACACCACAAAAUACCAAAGCUCACACCCAUAACAUGAUAACAUGAGAACUGAGCACAAAUCUUAAAAGAUGAAAAUUGAAAAAUCCAAGAACCUGUUUUGUAAUCUCAGGCAUUGUUUUGUUUAGAUGUUUUAGAAAAAAAAUUGAUCCAAUUUUAUGUUUUGGGUUUAUUUUUUAAACUUAUCAGUGAACACUCACAUGGUCUUGGAUCACUAAAAUUCAGUUCACUUGAGCUCAAAGUAUCAAGCACAAAGACAAUAGAUACAGAAAUAGAACGGUUCUGGACUUGCUACAUCUGUUCUUUCAAGACACUCUAAUUUAUGAAGUUGUUAACGAAAAGUAUGUGACCACACAAGCUUCAAGCACAUUUUGCUGUUUGUCACAAAUUCUGUGUUUGUACAUAAUGCAGAUGCACACUCAGGAGGUCAAUUUAACUGCUACAGUGCAUGGAGCAAACACAACACUUUGAGAGAGCUACAUUUCCUUAGGUCAUCAAUAUGUCCUUUUUAGUUAUUAGCAUGUAGUUUCUCUUUAUUUCAUUGUUACUGAAGUCUAUUUAGGUGGGUUUUUUUAAAUUGAUGCAUUCUGUAUUAGAGUUCCUUGGUAUUUUCUUAGCAGAAAAAAAGCAUCCACUUUCAGGAUGUCACUGACCAUUUAGAUGUGCUGCAUAUGACUUAAAUAUCACAUCAAAAUCUAUCACAUCUCCAUUACCAAUUCAUUUAACCUGAAGAGAACACAGUACACCAAAGAUGCAGUAUAUUGCAAGCCAAAGACAUUUAUAACUUGCCAUUUAUUUUCAUCAUCAUCAUAGUAUUGUGAUUAUUUUAGAAAUCAGAAAACCUUGCAAACUCCAAAAAAAGUACAACUCUAUCAUUUUAGUUUGCUGUACAAUUGAGCAGAAAGUGGAUGCUGACAAAAUUAGCAAAGUCGUGAGUGGAGUAGCAGAGCUAACAGGGCCAUACUAGCUGCAGUUACAGUAGUCUUCAAAGAGCAUAAACAAUCCUUAUCACUGAAAUUGUUAUGGUCACUUGAUGUGCAUAUUUACCAGUGAAUGGCCCCUUUUGAAACACCAAUUGAGUGUUCAAAAGCAAGCCAAACGCUGUAAUGAUUCUUUAAAGACACUUGAGACUUUUUUAUGUACUACUUAAUCGAAACCAAAGAAACUUUUUCUGCACCUACUUCUUCUGCAACAAACUGUUCCAUUUUAAUAAAAUAAAAUAAAAUAAAAAAACCAAGGAAGCACGUCAGGAAACAAAAACAACACAACACACUGUGUUUGACAGACAUCUUGGACAUUUUAGGAAGCAGAUUUCAAAGAAAGGGUUGACAAGAAUGAAAACAAAGUAAAGCCAAUGUGAGUGCUGCUUCAUCUGACAACUCAGUAAUCUUAAAGUUGAAGAUUGUCUUUAAUUUGUGCCUAUGCAGUUUUUUCAAAAGAACAAGGAACAGAGCAACCGAAACCUCAACAGCUACAAUACCAAAGAUGAGGAUUUCUCACAACUUUUGUUUCAGUUCAUUAUCUCCUCUUGCACGGCUAAAAUGCUUAUAGCACCAUUGAUCUGUGUAAAGGUAAUCAAUUCUGUUUCUUUGAGCAACAAAAAGGGUGGUUUUUAAUUUUUUAUUUUUUUUCUGUUUCUCCCCCCAUAUGGAAUCUUUCAAGGAUUCCAUGGACUCCAAGUAUAAGGUGUUGGGAUACUAAACUAAUCUGUCUUCUCUGUCCGUAAGAGUAUGUGGGAAAAUGUGUCAAUUGAAUAUUAUUUGUUUUUUUAACAGGUAGAAUUGUUCUCUUCUAUGUUCAGAGCUUUAAACAACCAUCCCAUAUGGGAAAAAAUGCUUAACUGACCAGAUCCUCUUCCCCUUCCCCUUAAAUGAAUCUCGCAAGAUAGGUACUGAAAUACUUCAUUGUAAAUACUGAAUAUCACUAGAGAUGAGCCUGAAUCACAAAGAUCAGAUCUAGAAUUCAAACUGGAUCAGAGCUUCCAGUAGUUCAGAUGGUUUGCAUUCAUUGUUCUGGUUUGAACCAUUAUACUUCCAAAUAAUGAAAUUCGGAUCCAGGACCAAAUCUGAAUUUCCUCAAAUUUUGGGGGGUAGGGGAGAGGGAAUCUGAGGAGGGUUGUAACCAGUGUCUCAAUUCAACUCCAUCUCUACACAUGACUUAGGACUUCUUUUCAAAUAACACUGCAUAUAAAAGUAAUAUAAUCAAUUUCUGCAUUUUACCUUUUUUUUUAAGAAAAGAAAGAAAAACAGAAAAUGUUUCUGUACCAGAAGGAUAAUUAGGACCUUUCCUUAGAAAUAAAUUCAAGAUGGCUACCUGGGAAUCAGCAUCAGCAACUAACCUGAUAAAUGCUAGCUUUGGGGGGAAAUUAUUCUUUCCGCAUAACUCUUUCCCAGAGAAGGUUGGUCAUACAUGAGUCUCCAAAGAACAAGGGAAGCCUCAUUAUCAGAGAUGGAACUGAGUUGCAAAGGCCAGAUCUGGACUCACACUUUUCCAAGGAAUCAAGGUGUUGGGGUUUAAGGUUUUGAUUUGGCCCAUAAUAGAAAGAGGGUCCAGCUUAUGAAGCUUUGAUCCAAAUCUAAACGUCACAUUCAAAGUUUGGUAUGAAGCUAGUGUUCAAAUCAGGGUUGGUUUGAGAAUGCCUAUCUCCACGCAUGUCCUGCGCAUGAUCAUUGACCACUAGCAAUUUUCCAUCCUAAUACUGCUGUUCUUCAUUUUCUAGCAGUACUAUACAAUGCUGCUUUUCUUAUUGUUUUUCUCAUAUCCCAUUCCAUAAUGUUAUAUACCCUUCGCUGUUCUAUAAAGGGGAUGGACAUAGUACUUUAGUUAAAGCACAGAAUGUCAUUUCUUAACCUCUUUUAGAUUACUGUCAAUUUUCCUUAUGAUUUCAAUUAAUUGAUGUGUAUAUCUGACAAAAAAUAAUAUCCCAGCCAUCAUUUAAGGAAUGUGGUCAAAAUGAGCUGUUCAUGCCAAAGUAAGUUUUCCAUACAGAUGGCCUUCUAACAUUAAGCACAUCCACCUGGUGGCGGGUUCUGUCUUUUGUUUAACGUCUCCUUUAUAAUCAAGGGGAAAGUGCCAUGUUUCCCAUAUGAGGUUUUUAUGCUGGAAAAUUAGAGUGAUUUGUAAGCUUUUAACGAGUAAAAGGAGAAAAGUGAGUAAAUUCUCACAACUUUAAAGACCAUUUUACAUCAUAUGCACUGAAUCCCAAGGAAUUUUCUAGAAAUUCCUGCCACAUCUCUUUCUUAUUGUUUGAGGCGAGAUUCUAGUACCCCGACCUUUGCUGAGUAGUAUUGCAUUCUGUGAGAAGCCUUAUGAAUUUCAAUGGGACACCUUGUGGCAUAUAUUGCUACACAACAUGAGAGAAUCAGAAUCAGGUCCUUGAUUGUUUCAGACCAAAAUAGCAUAAUUUAUUGUCAAAAAUCUAAACACCUUUUAGGCUUUAUUUGUCUCAUCUCAUCAAUAAAAAAUACAGCAGAUGCCCAACUAUCUCUGGAAAGAGCAUGGCCAGGAAAUUUGUGUCUAAGCUUCAUAUCUCAUGGGGGUAUGCAAAAGCUGUUAACCACGCAAUGAAAAAGAGCUAUUUUUAUUCAAGGAUGAGUGUAAGUCUUUUUUAUUUGACUCUAGGCCAGCAGCUGCAGCCAGAACAAUCCAGGUUAAAUACUGAAUUAUUAACAAACAAAAAUUAUCCUUAAGAUAAAAUGUGAUAUUUUUGAUUCCCUGCAAAUGUUUGGAUGUGCUUGGUAGACAAUAUAAUGGCUCAAAUUCCAAUGUUUAAAUUUAAACUACUAGAAAACAAUCACACACUGGAAACAACAUAUUGAUUUUGCUGUUAUGAUUAGGGUUCCAACCCUGCAGCCUUUGCUCAAGCAGAAUUGCAGCUUAAGAUUUUGCCUGAGAGAGGAUUGCAUUUUAAGGCCAUGGCCAUGUCAAUGUUCCUAUUAUAUGCCUAUUUGUCAAAAAUGAUUUUGAUAUGGACAUAUGAAAAUACUGCUGCAUUUUUGACUCCCAUAUAUUUUAUCAACCCAUAUUAAGUCUUCCAUUUCAUUGUCAACUGUAGCAGGCUUUUUAUGUAGCAUAUAACUCAGAAAAUGAGUGUUAACAGUAUAAACUGAGUGUAGAUAUAUAUGUGGGUAUGCGUACACAUAUGUAUGAUAUAUGCGUACACAUAUGUAUGAUAUACAGUAUAUUCUGUUUAUACUAAAAAAAAAAUCCAAAAUGUGCGUGUUACAUUUAUAUGCCAUCUGUUUAUAACUCUCUAUAGCUAUAUGGCUAUAACUUGUAUCUUUUUUGUUUAUUUGUUUGGCUCCAAAAAAACUAAUGUAAAAAUAGUAUCCCAGCAUCUUCUUUACUAUAUACUUGGAGUCACUAUCAUGGGCACAUCCAAGAUGAAUUCAACUUUCAAGAACCCUUGGAUAUUGUUUAAUCAUCUCUGAAGGAACAAAGAAUGUGCUUGAUUACUUCGGUUGAAUAGCUUUAUUCUGGAUCUCUCUUAACUAAAGCUAAAUCCAAAGACCUGAGAAGGACUAAACCAGCAAAGCAAAGCUCAAACCUACUUAAGGGAAUAGGAAUCUCCUCUUCCAAAAGGAGACAUGGUAAUGACAUAGCUUUGGAAAAGUUGUGCUAGCUAUGGGGGGGGGGGGGGGGCAAAUCUGAUGUUUUUCUUGCUUGUCACAACACCUGAGUAUUUUUAAAAGUGGGAAAACUUUAUAGAUUAUACUGGGCCUAAUUUGUAUUUAUUAAGGGGAAUUUUUAUUGUUUAAAAUUUUUUUUAAAUGGUAAUCUUUGAAUUAUUUUUUUCCUGACUCUUUUGGGUUGUGACCCAAUAUAUUAACUAUCAAUGAUGUACUUUAUUUAAAUUAGUCUCAGACCAAUCCUGACGUCUUUAUUCAGGCUAAAUCCCCAUAUGGUUUCAUUUUAUUUUAAUAUUCAGUGGGAGUUUUGCCUGCUUACAGACUGCAGGAACAGGCUCAAGUGAUAAUCUUUUGUAACUAUUUAAUUUAAAUCAUUCCUGAUUAUUUUGUCAUUUGAGUUAAUUUUACGUAUUUAUCAGUUCUAGAAUUGUAGCGCAUCAUAGAUGCAAUGCUUAUAUUAGUAUAUAUACUUUAAAGUUAGUAUUGCUUCAUAAAGCAGCCAAGUUCUGUUACAGACAAGGAAAAAUAACAGGUUAAAAAGGGAUUUUUAAGUUUUAUUUCUUCUUUUAAUCGAUUUAAAUUGUUUAAAUAUCAGUAAUUAAAUUAUUUAAGUUAAUCCCCCUUCCCAUCUCAUUAGAAAGUGGGACGUACCUUUAAUUAUUAUGACACAUGAAGCCUUCCCAAUAUACCUUAUUUAUUUAACUUAUUCAGCAUCUGCGAAAGAUGCCCUUGUAUAGUUUUAUAUUUUUUAUUUAAAACAACUUAAAGCACUACAGUUUAUUUUCUGUCAGAACAACAGAGCGAAUUUUGUGGACAAGCAAUGAAUAUUCAACCUAUAACUGUGCAUUCAGAAACAAUAGAAAAAAGACACUGAGAUACUUUGCCUGAACUUUGUGGCUUCUGAAAACUUAAGCUGGGGGAAAAAAUAUAACGACAAGCAAAAACAGAGAAACCCUUAAACUAGCUGCUUCCAAGAAUGAACUCUGCGUGUGUGGGGGGAAAAAAAGAGGAAAAACAAAGAAAAAAAUAAAGAAAAAAACCUUUCUAUUUCUAGUGAGAACCAAAGAGGCUACCUCACUGACUUUUUCCAUUUGUAAUUUUAAUCGUGUUGAUGAUACCAAAGAUACCAAAGAUUUCUUUCUCUGUGCGGUCUGCAUUUUGCUCGUGCUCUUUUAUAGUUUUCACCUUUCUCUCUUACAUACAGUAAUGUACAGCUGCAACUCAGAUACCCCAAAGAAAUUCCUGUAGUGGGGGCUGCUAAUUCUGAUGAGGGCAUUUUCUGUGUUUAUCUUAUUCCUUUCUGCCAGCUAAAAAUGUCCAAGGCCAAGUCAGGCAAGUUCAGAGCUUGGUAGCACCACUUUACUUCUCCCACCUGCCAAAUUCAAUCGGUUGGAGCAACUGUGUUGACUCUUGGUUGGUAUCUGAUUUUUGUUCUUUGACCGUUACCUUGGUAAAAUAAAUCUAUAUCCUGUUAUCUUGCCAAAUGCAGAACUCCAUCUGAAAUAUUUGGGGUUUUUGUAUUUGAAUCAGUUGCAGAAAUUGGACCAGGGUCUCUCUCUCUCUGUUUAACAACGUUAUGGGUCUGAUCCUGUAGUCCUUAUUCAAGCAAAACUCCCAUUGACGGUCCUUAGAGAUGUAAGUGCAGUAUCAUGAAUCACCAGGAUUCACACAGUUAAGAAGGUACUUCUCUCUGCUCAUUGCAUGAUUUAGUAGAUGCUCCACACACAGGGCUUCCAUUGACUUCAGUGGGAAUGAUAUACAUGGGGCUCAAUCCUGCAGAUCACACAAGUAUCUCUAAUUCACAUAAAGCCAGAUUCUGCUGAAGUACAGCACUAUUUUCAGUGGAGGGUGGAGAGGUAAGGAAGUAAUUGCUGCUCUGUGUGAAGCGUUAUACGUGACUGUGUGCAUCAUGGGUUUUUUUUUUUUUUUUACACUUCCUCUAAAACAUCAGGCAUUGGGUGCUGCAAGGAGCAAAAUACCAGAUUAAUUAGGGUAUGUUUACACUGCAAUUGAGAGGUGUGAUUACAGCAGGUGUAGACAUAGCUGAGCUGGCGUUGCUCAAGCUAGCUUGAGUAACAAAACAAUAGCAACGAAGUCAGGGCAGCCCAGUCGACUGCAUGGGCUAGCGCCAUCCGCCCAGGGCCCUGGGUACAUAACUGAGCAGAGCUAUUCAGCGUGCCACAGAUCCACUGCUUUUGUUAUGUCUACAUGUGCUGCAAUCACACCUCCCAACUGCAGUGUAGACAUAAGACAGUGAAUCAAAGAUCAAACCUAGUACAGUAAAUCUUCUGAACCAGAGCCUUAUCUUAAUAGCCCCAAUGUAAAUCUGGAUAUCUCCCAGGAAGUCAUGGAAUUACUGUGAUUUUACAUCAGUGAAACUGAGAUCAGAAACAAGCCCUGAGUUUCUAACCAACAUUUUAGAUAGAAGAGAAACAAAGGCUGCUUUCUCAUUUUUUUUCUUUUUUACAAUUACAUUUUUUUCACAUUCUCAUCUGUUGAGUUAAUUAUUUUUUCUCAGGUUAGCAGAGAAAUGAAGACACAUUAUGCUCCAUUAAUAAGAUGCUCCUAAGUGAUUACUUAAAAGUUGUUUGCCACUUUUUGUCAUCAGGGAAUAAAUAGUGCCCUUUUGUGCUUGUUUCUUUUAGCCUGUUAUAUGAUUGAAUGACUUAAAAUCCACUCAUCAGCAUGGUUUGCUAUUUGUAAACAGUAUUUAACAUUUCACAGGUUUAUAUCAAAUAGGUUUAGACAUAGAGGGCCCAAUUCUGCAUUCACUUGGACCCUGCACAAUCCCAUCAACUUCAAAGGGCGUUUUGCCUGAGUAAUGAGAGCAAGAUUGUGCCAGCAUACGCAGAAGAUUUGUAGAGAAGUAAAUCCAGACAGUGAGUUCAGUUACAAAAGAGUAGCAUACUGCUCCUGCUCCCAGUGACAUAGAAAACUCCUCAGCAGAAGGAGAAUCCAGCCCUGCAAAGAUACAAAGGCCCUGGUUCUGUAACAAGGAUUGUACCUAUGCAGAAUCUCAUUGGGUUCAGUGGGACUCCACUCAGGCAGAUAGGUCUGCUAGGAUCAGGGACAUAAAACUGUGUAAUAGUCUAAUGCACUUGCAUAUAUUAUAGUGAUAGUUGAUCUUUACAAUAAGGUGUUUGCAUCAGCAGUGCAUUGUUGAUUCAAAUUAUUUUCAUCAUCAGCUCAACCAAAAAGCUCCAUUUUUGUAUUAAACUUGCUUCUUCUUUUUUUUCAAAAUAACAAGUCUUUUCUUUCUUGGAAAAGACAGUGGCUUGAUGCGUGUGCUUUUGAUAUCUGUUUGUAUCUAUCUAUUUAUCUAUCUAUCCACCUUCAACAUGGAGCUAUAAUAAUUCUCAGGAUGCUUUCUAGGUAUGGAGGAGACGAUAUUUUCCUUGUGUUAAGUGAACCCUUCCAUACUAUACCACCCCCUUUCACCUCCCAGGGUACAUCUAAGAACAUUGACAGUUUGAACACAGAAAAUAGUCAGAAUUGGCAGGACCCUCUACAGCAAUUGCAUUCCUUACCAGACUCAUGCUUCACUUGCAAAGUGUGACAUUACCACGGGACGAGUGCCUUCCUUGAACCAAAGCAACGAUUUUGCCAGUCUAGACCUCUCUGUGCUUUUUUUAAUUCUUCCUGUGAAUACCUCAGCUUCAACUGGGCCGCCAUACUGUACCUGGUGGGCUUAUUGUACUGUGGUGCUUUGCAAUGCAACCCCACAAAGAACAAUAUUUGUAAUAAUACCAAAGGCUCUUCUUCUGCUGCUGCUUCUUCUUCUUCCUCCUCCUCCUCCUCCUUUUCUAUUUCUUCACGGUUCCAAAGCUUUAAUAUAAAACUGGGCAUGUUGGCAACGCAGACCGCGCAAUUCCUUACCGAAUUUUCUCAGAUAUACCUCAUAGAUAAUAGUGUUUAGAGUAAUGUUAUUAUAGCGUAUGUAAUAAAUUAUUCACUGUUUCUUUUUGGUAACUGUGAUUUAAAGAAAAAAAAAGCUUUAUACGUUUUAGGUUGUGCUUUUGUAAUAGACAAAAAAGGUGCGCUAAAAUAAUGUACGUCUGUCUUUUUUCCCUUUGGAUUUUUAUUUAUUCUGGAUUGGGGAAAGUUGCAGAAUGAGCCCAAAGUUUACAGUUUCAUAUUUUGCUGAAGAAACAAUCUGUGUUAAUUUGCUCUGUUGAAAAAAAUAUGAUUAUUUUCUACAUUUGUGCUACUUGGUCUGAACAACUAAUUGUUCUGUGUUACAGUGUAGUAUUAUAAUUAGCAACUGCCAAUCAGUGCUAUAAUUUGUAUGCAUGAGGCAAAAAAAGUUUAGCAGUGUGAUGCAUUGUGGUUCUUAAUGGCAACUUUUUUUUUCGUUCAGAAAUAGACCUUAACCUUUGGUUUAAUGGAAUUUAUGCAUGGGAGCCUGUUAUCUGUUAGCAGUUGUGGAACAAUUGUGUAUACAUUUAAACUGUGAAAACAUGCACAGUUCUGCCUCAUGCAGUUGAAAUACUAGUUUAUAUGAGCAGUUACAUCACUAUGAAACUCUAUCCUGAUCAGUCAAUGUUUAAAAAACAACAAAAUCAAAUUGGAUUCCCGUUAUAAAACAGGAAAUUUUAUUCAAAGCAAAGUUUGACCAAUUGGCAGUUCCCGAUGGCCAAUAAAUUUAAUUUAUGAGUGGGUCAUUUCAAAAUACGUCUUAUUCAAAAUUGAGUCAACUGUGCAUUUUUUCCAAAAAUAAAAGGAGUUAUUUUGGCUUUAUGGCAGAAACCUUAGACAUAACAUGUAAUACCCUCGAAUGUAAAUGUAGAUAUUAUGAAGCUUCAUAAAAAUUCCAGACCUCUUCCACUGAUCUUGCUGGGAAUAACCAUUCCGAUUCUUUUUGUGCUUGGUUUCUUCUUGUAUUGUGUAAUAAGGUCAGCACUCAGCAUGAACCAAAAACUUCAGUAUUAGCAGAUCUAAUGUAGAACAACAAUUCAGACUGCCUCAGUGAUUCAGUCAAAAAAACAUAGUUAGAAUUCCCUCCUGACUGUCUUGCCUAUGCAACUGUAUUUCACGUCUCUCUCUAGUCUGAAGUGCAUACAUGGUUUUAUUUGAAUCUUACUGAAAGAAUACUGAAGCUCUUUUUUGUUCAGUCCCUUUAGGACACACCCAACUCUCAUUUCCCUCAGUUUAGGGUUAGUAUUUAAUAAAAUAUUUUGUACCCAAUUUAAAAUAAUCUCUAUAUCCUAAACUAAUCUACCCUUCAAGAACCCACAAAAACUAAUUUUAUAGUAGCACUAUUUGGUAUUGGCAAAUUUAGUGUUUUUUAUAUUUGGGUUCACUCACCCACUUGCAACCUUUUACAUAAACCUAACUCAUUGACCAUGCUAAACGUAAAGCCAAAUCAACUACUAAAUACAUUUUACUUUGCAUAGGAGAGUGCAAUUUAGGAAACAGAAGGUGUAAAAGUGGCAGUCUACUAUACACAACAUCUAAAUUUAACAUCAGUACAGUGUUUAUAUUGUCUGGCAUUAAGAUUAUAUUGGAGAUGUGCUUUCAUUAGUGCAAAGAAACAUAUUUUUAUUUGGCCUUAUAAAGUAGAUUGUGAUAAUGGAAGCUUUGUAAUAUAGUCUGUUUAUUUUUCCCCCUUAUUUAUCUGCCAAAGAUGGUAAUGGAUACAAGAAUUUUAAAUAGGUUUUUUGUAAGACAGUUAAUGAUUGUAAUAGUGUUUAAUCUUCCAGAAAGCUUUAUAUGUUCUUCCGCAAUAAACAGAAUCAAUAUUUGUUUCAGUAAAUUCGACUCAUGCUAACAGAUCCACAAACUAUUCCUGCUUAAUGCAGUUAUUAUAAUAUCUCUACAUUAAGUUCAAAUUAAUUUUUCAAUCCAAAGGAAACAAGGGGUAUGUGAGACAAUGACAAUGUCCAUUACUGUUUAUAACAAACAGUAGAUGGUCCAGCUUACUAAGAUUUGCCAAGGUACUUGUAUUAUGAAAUUUAAGGUAUAUUUUAUUAUGCCAUUUUAUGUCAUUUUUUUUAACUUUGUGGAGGUGAUAUGUUGAAUUGAGUGUAAGCUGAGUUUUCCAGACAAAUAAAGUAGCUACAGAGUGAAUGUUAUUUUAUUAUUAAAGGUUUUUACUCAAUGAUUUGUGCCAAUAGACGUCCUUUAUCUCAAUAACAAAUACUGUAUAAUUUUCAAAUUUUUAUUUAUAGCUAUUGAUGUAAAAACCACACACCUAUGAUUUGCCAAAGUUCAAUAAAGGAGGAAAACCUGACAUUUUUGCUUCCUUGUGCAAUGAAAAGGUCCUUUAUUUUCAGGUGCCUUUUAUAGUUAUUAGAAACCCACCUCAAGUCUGAUCCUGCACCACUGAAGUAAAUGGGAGCUUUGCUAUUGAGCUCAAUGAACACAGGAUCAGACCCUGAAAUAUGGUAGCAGACUAUAAACCAUUUGGUAGCGGACUCUAAAGCAGAGCUGGGCACAUUGGGAAUAUUGCAGAGCCUGAUCCUGAGAAAUGCUACAUUGCAUGCAGGAUCAGGCUCCAUGUGAACAGAUGUCCCUGUAAAAAUGUUGUGAUGUUACCUAGCCUGUGACACACUUACCAGAGGUGAAUUAUAAAGGAAUGAGAAAGAUCAGCGCAUAAAGGGGGAAAAAAAACAGAGGUGAAUUAUAAAGGAAUGGGGAAGAUCAGGGCAUAAAGGAAAAAAUCUUAAUUAUGCUGCAGACUGUCUCUAAUGGACUCCCCUUUCCAAACCUCUUUUCCAAGUCCCCAAUCCUGCAAUGACUUGCAUAUGUCCUUAACUGUAUGCACUGAGAGUCGAGCCAUUGAUCUCAAUGGGACGACUCAGAGUCCUUAAAAUUAAGCAUGUUCACAAGUUCUUGCAGGCUCAGGACCUGCUAUUAAGCUUGAGAAUGAGACAGGUUUGGAGGGCUUGCUGCAAGUUUUAUGCAUUCCUGUUUGCAAUGCAACAGGUCUUGGCCUUUCACUACUCCAUUAAAUGGCAGAGGAAAGGACAAUGAGCAAUUGAUGACAUUAUUGGCACAGCUGCUGGGGGAGAUGAGCAGGACAUACACCUUAAUUUUUACUCUCUUGUGGAUGUUCCUCACGGUAGUCGCAGGAUGCAGACACCUCCAUCUUUUUCUAUACCUCUGCAUCUCUACUGAAUACGAUUCACACACAAAGGCCCAAAUACAUCCCUCUUGUAGUCAUUGGAAUCCAACCCAGGGAUGACUGUUACCCCAAAGUUGUCUUUAUAAGGCUUUUACCAUUGCUCAGGGCAAAUCACCACACCGAAGAAGUCAGCCAAGAUAGAAGUCAUAAUAGUUCCUUUAUUUUUUUCAACAGUCUCUCUGGUCUUCUGAAACUGACAUUCAAAUCCUAAUUCCCUGGGAUACCUCAGUUAGUGUAAAUUUGCUAUCUAGGCCAACAAUGACUACGGACAUACUUCAGUGACAGGCAUAAAAAGCAAAUCACCAUGUCACCAUAUUUGGAAGUUGCACAGUAUUGUGUAACUCACUUUAGCACAAGAAACUGAAGUAAACUACACACAGCCUAACACCCUGAGGCAGCCUUUACUGUGUGAAUCCACCACUGUAGCAGCAAGACGCAGCAGAGGUGCUGCUCUAGCUGAGGUCCCAUGUCUUGGUCCCAUAAAGGGACUUGCCCUUGUUAAUGUUGUGCAAGUCUCUCAUCAUAGAUCUUUAUCCCAGACUCAGAAGAACCAUAUAUCAUUAUUCUUUAUCUUCCUGCAUGGCUCUUGGUAUAUUCUAAAAGAAAAUAAAUAAUUUAAGGAUUGGUAUUGGGAAGGCACAACAAAUUCAGUUAACCUUCAUUUUACUAUAGCUAUGGGAACGUCUUUUAUUCUCCUUGAGUGCCCUCAUUCAGAGUAGGAGUACUUGUGGCACCUUAGAGACUAACAAAUUUAUUUGAGCAUAAGCUUGCGUGGGUUACAGCCUACUUGCAUCUGAUGAAGUAGGCAUGACAUGCAUCCAAUGAAGUAGGCUGUAGCCCACAAAAGUUUAUGCUCAAAUAAAUGUGUUAGUCUCUAAGGUGUCACAAGUACUCCUGUUUUUUUGCGGAUACAGACUAACACGGCUGCUACUCUGAAACCUCUCAUUCAGAGUAGAUCAGAUGCAAAAUAAGUGAACAAGGAAAUGCAUUUAAAGAUGAAGUUUUCCUUUGUUUAUCUCUCUGAGUAAAAAAGGCACUUAAAAAUAGCCCUUUCCUUCCUUGUUCUCUGGGACGAAUUGGAAGAUACCCCCAGCAUCAUUUUCCAUUGUUUUUUCUCUGAAGUAAGUUGACCUGUUAUUGAACACAGUAACUGAACCUGUUGCUGAACCUGUGCCCAGCAGUUCUACCACUAGCACAUGGUGCUGAAAGUGGUUUUGUCCCAUCCAAACUAGCAGUUACAUUGGUUACAGAACAGGUCGAUUGUAAUGUGUUGUUGACCACCAUUGUCAGCAAAAGGUCAAUUUGGGCUUUAGUGUCUAGAACAUUUGGGGCAGGGGGGAAUAAAGCAUUUUAACUGUGCACUUUAGUGCUAAUUCUCUUUAUAUUCCUUCCUUGAACUCCUUGAAUCAGACGCUGCUCUCAUUUAAUUUCAUUGGAUGUCACUAGUCGGGUCCAAAGCAGAAUAUGGCCUUUUGUGUUUGAUUUUAAAGAGCUCAGGAUGUUAUUUUGAGAGUCUCCUCUCUCUUUUCCUUGUUGGGUCACUUGGAUGCUUUCAGGCUGAUGGAGAGAGUAGAAGAAUCAAAUUCUCUUUUAGGCAUCAAAUUUCAUGUCCACAAAUCUGCGGUCCGUUAGGUGCCAUAAUUCAGGAUAGGUCUGCACUUAAAACGCUGCCGCAGCAUAGCUGCACCAGUGAAGAAGCUACUACUCUUGAGAAGAGGCGGUAGCUAUGUCUUGCUGUCAACAUGGCGCUGUCCACACUGGCAGUUAGGUCAGAAUAACUGCGUCGCUCUGGGUGUGGAUUUUUCCCAACCCUGAGCGAUGUAGUUAUACUAAUGUCAGUUUAUAGGGAAGACCUGGCCUCAGAGCAGUCUUCUAGAUGUUCCAUCUGUGCUUGCCUUCACUGCAUCACAUUUUCCUGGCACAGCUGUCCCCUAAACUUGCCUUCUACAGGUAAUGAAAUAAAACAAUCAAUUUAAAAAUAAAGCCAAUACCAUAGUCAACUUGUUUCAACCAUUUCCUUUGGCAGCUCAGCUGGUGUUCAGGCUUUGCAAACCGGCUCCACUGGUCAGAGGUAGCAGUUUGUCAAUGCAAGACAAGACAAGAUUUCAGUGCAAACCCACUGUCCACCUGCAGCUGUGUGACUAAAAGUCACUCCACUCUGUGAGCGACACACAGGGUGGGCCUGGAAUGAGAAACCAGAGGGGCGGAAGAGGGACUCUGCAGCUCUGCUUUAAAGCUCUGCAUUAAUUUCUUACUUUAAGAAUGGAAAAAAAUGGCCAUUUAUGCAAUAGAAACAGAAAAAAAAAUCAAAACAUCCAUCACUAUGGGCCUAAUCCAUUUAAAGCAACAGUACAUGUCAAUGAAAACACAGCCAAAUUCUAUCCUGUAUAGACCCACACUCUAUAGACCCAUUAAAAUUAAGUGGAGAAUCUAGGCCAAUAUAACUUUUUAAGCACUUUUGAAAAUGACAGCACCUAAAUUUCCUAACACUCUGUUUUCCUUGAAAAACACAAAUCAAAAAUGUUACUUUUCAGGUCAGAGUCGGCAAACUGCCGUGGGUCAUGGUUUCUGUGAUGUUUGGAGUAGUGGCAACUUGGCUACAUGAAAACUGCAGGAGAUUGCUCCAUAAAAAGGAGUUAAACACCUCUCAACAGCAUACUGAAACUGGCAUGGCCAUCAAUGGGAGCUAACAUAUACGUGCGUGUGGAAAGGAGUAUUCCUCCCAAAGGUUAAUAAGUGCUGUUAAUUAGCUGGCACACCUGCAACUAUAAGAACAAUGCAUUUUCUCACAUACAUCCUUUCCUUCAGUGUAGGGAUACAGCAAUUCUUUCUGAGCUUUGUUGCAACAGGAAUGUUCCAUAUUCUGCAUCUGCAAGUCAUCAAAUGGAAAAAAAAAGUUUUUGCAAAAAGCUGUUACUGGUGUUAUAUGUUUCAACUGCUGCAUUGACUAAAGCAUGAACAUCGUGGUAGUUGUUGACACAUUGGGGCACUUUAAACCCUUUGCUAAAUUCCCAGUCCUUUCGAUAAUUCGGUUGAGUUUUGAGAAGCUAUUUUCUAUUUGCUGUGUUUUCAUCAUGAUGCCAUUAUUCUCCCAUCCUGAUGUUUUUGUCUACAACAUUGCUUACACUGGAUUCUUUAUAUUUUUAUUCCUAUCAUUAAAUGGUAGUGCUGUAAAUUCUGCAAUUAAUGUCAAAUAAACGGCUUUAAUUCA
Molecule: messenger RNA, 16989 nt
Organism: Malaclemys terrapin pileata
Lineage: Eukaryota; Metazoa; Chordata; Testudines; Emydidae
Gene: ONECUT2
Product: one cut homeobox 2
Exons: 2
Coding region: 160-1599 (479 amino acids)
Biological process (GO): regulation of transcription by RNA polymerase II
Cellular component (GO): nucleus
Molecular function (GO): RNA polymerase II cis-regulatory region sequence-specific DNA binding; DNA-binding transcription factor activity, RNA polymerase II-specific
Source: RefSeq, a predicted model, not a curated record